This is a messenger RNA of Salvelinus fontinalis (brook trout), 6350 nucleotides long. RefSeq names its product procollagen galactosyltransferase 1-like. Bases 191 to 2020 code for a protein of 609 amino acids. Gene Ontology annotation, molecular function: procollagen galactosyltransferase activity. NCBI's taxonomy places the organism in Eukaryota, Metazoa, Chordata, Actinopteri, Salmoniformes, Salmonidae. The transcript has 12 exons. The record is from RefSeq and is a predicted model, not a curated record.
AAACAUUGAGGGACAUUCCCUUUAAUCCUCUGGUUGACUAGAGCCUGAGACUAUUUGCAGCGUUGUCACUGAGGUGUUGCGUUUUUGUCGGUGGUGACAUAUUUUCACGAAAGGGCUUCAAGUCAGUGAAAUAUUUGCUCUUUCUGCAUAGUGUACGUCUUUGUUAGUGUAUAACUUGCUGGGCUUUGCGAUGCACCGGUACAUCUUCCUUCUGUCCACCGCCCUGACGUUACUGUUCUCCGGACCAGCUCAAGGAUACUUCCCCGAAGAACGCUGGAGCCCCGAAUCUCCUCUUCUUGCCCCCCGGGUCCUCAUUGCCCUUGUCUGCCGCAACUCUGAACAUUCUCUGCCUUAUUUCCUUGGAACUAUCGAACGUCUGAAUUAUCCCAAGGACCGCGUGGCAAUUUGGGUAGCGACGGACCACAAUGUGGACAACACUACAGCCAUCCUGCGUGACUGGCUCGUCAAGGUCCAAAAACUCUACCACUAUGUGGAGUGGAGGCCGCAGGAGGAGCCCACAGAGUACCAGGAUGCAGACAGCCCGAAGCAGUGGACCAACCUCCGCUACGCACACGUGAUGAAGCUACGGCAGGCAGCACUGGACUCCGCAAGAGACAUGUGGGCAGACUACUUCAUGGUGGUGGACUGUGAUAACCUAUUGACCAAUCCUAAUGUACUGUGGAAGCUCAUCAAGGAGAACAAGACCAUCGUAGCUCCCAUGUUAGAGUCCCGUGCAGCCUACUCCAACUUCUGGUGUGGCAUGACCUCCCAGGGUUACUAUAAGCGCACCCCGGCCUACAUCCCUAUGAGAAAGCAGGUGCGUAAAGGAUGCUUCGCGGUUCCCAUGGUGCACUCCACCUUCCUGAUUGACUUGAGGAAGGAGGCGUCACGCCAGCUGGCCUUCCACCCCCCUCACCCAGACUACAGCUGGGCCUUCGAUGACAUCAUUGUCUUCGCCUUCUCCGCUCGCAUGGCAGAUGUGCAGAUGUUCCUAUGUAACAAAGAGACUUAUGGGUAUUUCCCCGUGCCACUGCGAGGCCACAACUCCCUGACAGACGAAGCAGACAGCUUCCUGCAUUCCUUGUUGGAGGUCAAUGUGCGGAACCCUCAUGUGCUGCCCUCGGAGUACAUCCCGGCCCCCGUAAAGAUACAAGAUAAACUGGGCUUUGAUGAGGUGUUCAUGAUCAACCUAAAGAAACGGACAGACCGGCGGGAUCGCAUGCUGAGGACUCUGUACGAGCAAGAGAUUGCCUGCAAGGUCAUUCAAGCGGUAGACGGCAAAGCGAUGAACAUCAGUGAGAUCAAUGCCCUGGGGAUCCACAUGCUACCAGGCUACAGUGACCCGUACCACGGUAGGCCCCUCACCAAGGGAGAGCUGGGCUGCUUCCUAUCACACUACAACAUCUGGAAAGAGAUCGUAGAGCGGGGUCUAAAGAGUUCCCUGGUGAUCGAGGACGAUCUGCGUUUCGAGGUCUUCUUCAAGCGACGCCUGAUGAACCUGAUGAGUGAAGUGGAGAGCCAGGGGCUAGACUGGGACCUGAUUUAUAUCGGCAGGAAGAGGAUGCAGGUGGACCGCCCUGAGAAGUCCGUGCCCAAUAUACACAACCUGGUGGAGGCCGACUACUCCUAUUGGACGCUGGGCUAUAUGAUGUCAUUACAAGGAGCCCAGAAGCUGCUGAGGGCAGAGCCGUUGAAGAGGAUAUUACCCGUAGAUGAGUUCCUUCCUGUCAUGUUCAAUAAACACCCUGUCUCGGACUACAUGGAGCACUUUGAGGAGCGGGACCUGAAGGCCUUCUCGGCCGAGCCCCUGCUAGUGUUCCCCACUCACUACACAGGAGACUCGGGCUACAUCAGCGACACAGAGACCUCCGUGGUGUGGGACAACGAGAAGGUGCGUACGGACUGGGACCGGGCCCGCUCGGGGAAGACCCAGGAGCAGGCUGAGAUCAGCAGCGAGGCCCAGAACUCUGACGUACUCCAGUCACCUCUGGACAGCACAGCCACACGGGACGAACUAUGAGAGGAGAAGGGGUGGAGAGGAAGGGGAUGGGAUUGGCGAUGGAGUAUGAUGGAGAGAUAUGCUGAAGAUUAAGAACCAUCGUGAGUGAUGUGAACCACCAAGGGGUUUUUUUGUGUCGUUUUUUUACGUUUUAGCCCCCUUUCAUUGCAGCAACAUGACGUAUAGUAGGCGCCUGUUUUUGCUUACUUUUUUAACCAAAGAUUACAAGUUAAAGGGAUUAGUUGCAUUCUUUUGGAGAGAAAAAAUUAUUCCAUUUCCUUUUUCAUUUCAGAAAUAUGUUGGACUCACCUUUUUUGUUGUUGCUGCAUUUACAAGACCCAAAUACAGGGUGGGUUCUGUAUGUCAACAGUGAUCUGGUUGGACUGUCUAUUACAUUUCAGUGAUGUGAUUGGCCUGUGAACUGGAACUUUGUUUCUGAUUGGUCACUACCAUGCCUCAAGUGCCUUAUAGCCUAGUUCAUCAUGCCAAAUCUCACAACUGACCCGAGACCUUGUCACCUCUAGAAUGAAUAAUUCAUUUAUUAAUUGUUAAUUAAUUAACGUGUGUGCAUGUACUAUAACAGUGAACUGUAGCAGUCUUUCUGAAAGGACUGGAAAAGACGAGCAUCUGCAUGCUUUUUGGAGAUAGCUUUAAGAGGACCUUUUUCAUUUGUUCAUUUGUAAACUAUAGCUAGAACUAACAUCUAUUGCAUCGAUUAGAGAUUUGUGCUUGAAAGUUGUGUGUGCUGCUUCGCAAACGAGUUCCAUAGUUUUACGAAAACCUCAAAACGGAGCUCAAAGUCCCAUCAUAUGACAAAUGAGAUUAAUACCAAAACAGUAGUAAUUAAAAAGCAACACCUCCCAAAAGGAAUGACUUGGCUACCCGACCUCCCUAUCAGACCCUAACCGUUGAGCUACAGUAGUGCUCUUUAUAGCUGUGGAAUACAUCUUCUUAAAAACCAACAGCUCUAUGGUUAGAAUCCUAACUUCCACUUCAGUCAAAUCUUUCUCAUCUGUUAAUUGACAUCAAUGCAUCACUAUAAGUAAAAAUUUGACUUAAGUGGACGUUAGGAUUCACCCCUAUCCGCUUUCCCUGUCAGUCCAUGGCCAUUGAGUUACAGUAGAGCUGUUUAUAGCAGUGGAGUACUCCUUUCCCCCACUUGCCACCUCUGGUCUGUUUCCAGGCUAAUGGCUUGUCGCCUUCACACAGAGGGUCACCGGCGGGAGCGACCGCAGUAGACGCCUCACACUUUUGUGGUCGAGGAGGAGUCAUGUGAUUCCUCCCAGCCACAUCCAAACUUGGUCGGUCGGCCUGCGUCUCCACCUCUCUCUCCUCAGCAUUAAGAUAGAAAGUGGAAAGCAGAAACACUUUGGACCGUGUAGUAUAGCAGUUAAAUAGAAGCCUGUGUUUAACAGAUAAGAGACAGAGCUUGGAUGGAUCGUCAUGCUUUUCAUCUUUUAGUUAUUUAUUGCUGACCUGUCAGAAGAGGUGUCCGUCUAGAGCAGGGGUGGGCAACUCCAGUCCUCGGGGCCUGAUUGGUGUCACACUCUUUCUCCAUCGCUAGCAAACACAGCUGAUUAAUCAAAUUGCAUUCUAAACUGAUUAGGUGAUUAUUGGAGUCAGGUGUGUUAGCUGGGGCAAAACUGUGACACCAAUCAGGACCUCGGGGACUGGAAUUGCCUAGGGCAUGGUUUCCCAAACUUGGCUCUGCCCCCCCCCCCCCCCCUGUGUGCACAUUUUGGUUUUUGCCCUACCACUAAACAGCACAUUCAAAUAAUCAAAGCUUGAAGAUGAGUUGAUUAUUUGAAUCAGCUGCAAAAAAACAAAACGUGCACCCAGGGGGGUCCCCAGGACCGAGUUUGGAAAACCCUGGUCUAGGGCACGUGUCAAAUUCAUUCCACGGAGGGCCGAGUGUCUGUGGGUUUUCACUCCUACAUUGUACUUGAUUGAUGAAUUAAGGUCACUGAUUAGUAAGGAACUCCACUCACCUGGUUGUCUAGGUCUUAAUUGAAAGGAGAAAAAAAAACUGCAGACACAAAAGGCCCUGGAAUGAGUUUGACACCCCUGGUCUGAGGGGUGUCUCCCAAGGUGUUGGUUCUAGCUGUAGCCCUGCCUUCCAAGGCAUUGGUUCUAGCUGUUAGGUGGGAGAUAUUAAGAUUCAGUUGAGAUUCACUCAUAGUAGUCUAAGGGAUUACAUUGUCUGUCAUAACAGCGUUUUUGUAACUUCAUACCAAAUAAUUAAAUAUUUUGUUAAAAAAAUGAUAAUUAUGGUCACUUUUCCUCCAGAUUGUCAAAUUAGAGAUGUCUCCAUUUUACUUUGAGAUUGAUAUGUCAUGACCAAAUUGGCUAGAUGUUGCACCACUGAAACCUUAUCAAAGUUAUGUCUGUCUGUGAUUAUAGGGUUGUUGGGUGUCAAAUUGCAGAGUUCCUUUUUACAUGUGCCAUAACUCCUCAGUGAACAAACUCUAACACAGAAUUAAAAAAUAACUAUGGGAUCUCCAUGCUUUCUACUUACCAACCAGUUACUAAAAGUUACUACAGUCAGGAAAUUCUGCAAAAUGGGAAUAAGACCUAGGCUAGGCCUACUCUGUUUCAUGUGUGCUUUAUAAACCAGCUCUUUUGCUCCCAGUGUGAUGGCCCGCUAAAAUUUAACCUUGAUAGGCAUUGUGCCCCAAAACUGUAAUUUUCAAGUGGUUUAUAUAUCAAACAUUUGAAGAUUUUAAAAAAAAUGCCCUUGCGUAACGGUCACGCCGCCUGCUGUUAUUUAUAUCCCUCUGAAAAACAAUUAUAGCCAUGGUUGAGUUGACGCAGUUGACGCCAAUAAUGUUACGACAUAGGAAUGCGGUCGGACAAGAUGCUUAGCGGAACAAGACUGUAAGUAGGGACGGAAAACCCUAGUUGAUAGACCUGAAAAGAUUGUUCUAUGACACAGUUUUACUUCUCAAAGAGAUUGAGGAAAUCAGUCGGAGGAUAUGAGACUCUGGGCUAGGCUACAGUGAUGCGCAAAGGACACUACCUAUUCAAACUGACAAUUACACACCUCUGUGGGAAAUUGAUCAUUUUUUUUAAUGUGUUUUGUUCUACAUUGCAUGAAAUGUAUAGUCUACCACAUUUUGUGCUAGGCUAUUUGAAUGCGUGUUAGCCUAAUUGUUUUGUGUUGCGUGCCUACAUGGAAUCAGACAGCUAGAAAUGUCUUUGUUGGAGUUGAAUAUACACCUGCGCCAGCGGCGUGGUGUAAAACAUACGCCUACUGAACAGGGAGAGAAUUAUUCUCAUUUACCGGGAAUGAACACCACACUUAUCCCGUAUCAAAACGGUAGUGGUAUUCGUGGGAUUAAAUACUACGAUAUAACAUGGACAGUGUCAAGACUCCGCACAGUGGCGGAAUGUCUGAGACAACUAAGACUGCUUUUUGAGGACUGUUGCGGUAAGUCAAUGGAACAUAUUUACGACUUUCACACACAUGGUUUUCUUUUGUAUGUCUAAUUAUUUACAGACAAGACGAAUAGGCCUAUGACUAUGCAGUUCUGUCAUGUUAUCUGAAGAUUUUCGCGUCUGCCAAGGCAUACCACACAGCCAAAUUCGUGCUUGGACAAACAAAAGGACUGUCUGGGAGACGUUCAUGCGCGCUGUGAGUCUGACACUAAGCUUUGUUCAUGUCCUAGUCGAAACUAGGAAACUCGGAAAUGUCAGACUUGCUAACUUGUUGUAGUUAUACACAUCCCGCGUUCAACUAGCAAGUCCGAAAUGUCAGUUUCCUUGUUCCAACUAGCACCUGAACGCGGCAUAAUGCCCUGUUGGCUACACAUCGUGACGUGUUUCAGUACACCGUACGUCAUCCUCUCGCAGUCUUGCCCAAUGAUCUGUGGAUUGCUAACCAAUACGUUUUCCCGACAACUUUCGCAUCUUUCCAACUUUUUUUUACCAGAGAAGUUGGUUGGCCCUAUUUGAUGUCACGAGGGUUGAUAAAUUGCUAGAUGUUCAUAUAUAAAGCCCUUUUACAAAAAGUACCUGACAUCAUACAAACUUAAGACAUACGAGUUACCACACCCAGUCUCAGGGAUGGCUAACUCUGGAAAUUAACUUGGUCUCUUCUAGAUAGCCUAAAUCAACUUCGUUUUCUUGCACCUUAUUUGUGGAACAAUCUUCAAAAUGUGAAAUAAAUUUAGGGCAAUUCAGAAAGCGGUUGGAGGACCUUAUUGCUGAUGAAUGUGUUGUUUUUUAUGGCUUUUUCUUUCUGCUUGCAUUUUGUAUUUAUAUUGAUGUGUAUUUUCAGUAAUUUAUGUAAAUCAGGGCUCAUCUGUAAAAGAGACCUUGACUUCCUGAUAAAAUAAAAGUUAAAAAGCCUGUA